GCCAGGGAGUCCAGGCGCCCGAGGGGCUCGUCCUGCGAUGGAAGUCGCUGCAGGGCCGGGGCUGCGCUGCAAGCCCGUGGGCUGACCGCAGGCCGGGCAGGCGGAGCGGGCGCACAGGGCCGGGCUCUCGGGUGAGCUGCGCACCUGCCGCGGGGCCGGAGGGGCGGCCGCACACGAUGGCGGGACUGGGCCGGGCUGGGGGUGACGACUCGGCCUGCGCUGCGUCCCCUCUCCUGGGGGACACGAGCUCGCCCACCGCGGGUCUCCUGCCUCCCGCACCCACCUCGGUCCGGGGCUGGUUGACCCGCGGGAAGGGGGCGCCUUGCCGCAGAGAACCGCCCCCCCCCCCCCACACACACACACACACUCCUGGUGCGCCACUGGGCGCUCCUGGGCGCUCGGACAAAGACCCCGGAGGCAUGGCGGGCGGCGGCGUCCCCUCCGGGGCCCGGGCCCCACUGCGCCAGGCUUGGGGCACCAAGCAGAGCCCGUGAGGAACUGGGGUCCUAGCAAAGGCUAGAGGGUUGGGAGUGAGGAACUUGGCACCGAAGCCUCGGAACUUGAGCCCAGGAGCCUUGAUUUAGAAAUGUCCUCGGUGCGGUGGGCGCUUCGGAGGCCCCGGGCUGUGAGCAGCGGAGGCAUGUAAAUAGGCUGCGCCGGGCGGCGUGGCCGGGUGGGCAUUUCCCCUCCGCCCCCGCGCCCAGCUGGGAAGAGGUCAGCCUGGCUGGGAAGGGAGAGGACGGAGGGGAAGGAGUUGCCUUUUGGGGCGCAGCCAGCGAGACAGGCGGUCCUGUUAGAAAGAGAAGCUCCAGAUCUUCAUGGAUGCAUUUAUUUCAAUAUGUGUGCCCGCUGCGGAGCUGGGCCUGGGAGGCGGCAGCGUGUGACAUGCCCACAGGCGCGGGGAGGGGGACGAACACACCGAGCAGAGAGAAAGAUGGGAGCCCGCGGAGCUCUGGCCCUGCUCCUGCUCUGCGCGGCUGCCGCGGGGGCCUCCGAGAACUCCAGCACGUCCCGGGGCUGCGGGCUGGACCUCCUCCCGCAGUACGUGUCCCUGUGCGACCUGGACUCCGUCUGGGGCAUCGUGGUGGAGGCGGCGGCCGGUGCUGGCGCCCUGAUCACGCUGCUCCUGAUGCUCAUCCUGCUGGUGCGGCUGCCCUUCAUCACGGAGCAGGAGAAGCGGGACCCCGUGGGCCUGCACUUCCUCUUCCUGCUGGGCACACUGGGCCUGUUCGGGCUGACCUUCGCCUUCAUCAUCCGCGAGGACGAGGCGGUGUGCGCGGCGCGCCGCUUCCUGUGGGGCGUGCUGUUCGCGCUCUGCUUCGCCUGCCUCGCCAGCCAGGCCUGGCGCGUGCGGGCGCUGGUGCGGCGCGGCCGGGGCCCGCCGGGCCCGCAGCUACUGGGCGCCGCGCUCUGCCUGACGCUCGUGCAGGUGGUCAUCGCGGCCGAGUGGCUGGUGCUGACGGUGCUGCGCGACGCGCGGCCGGCCUGCGCCUACGAGCCCGCGGACUUCGCGUUGGCGCUCGGCUACGACCUGGUGCUGCUGGCGGCCGCGCUGGUGCUGGCGCUGCUCGCGCUGUGCGGCAAGUUCCGCCGCUGGAGGCGGCGCGGCGCCGGCCUGCUGCUCACGGCCGUGCUCUCCGCGCUCGUCUGGGCCGCCUGGCUGACCAUGUACCUCUACGGCAACGCCCGGCUGCGGCACGGCGAGGCCUGGGGCGACCCCACCCAGGCCAUCGCGCUGGUGGCCAGCGGCUGGGUCUUCGUGCUCUUCCACGCCAUCCCCGAGGUGCACUGCGCCCUGCUGCCCGCGCCGCGCGAGGACGCGCUCAACUACUUCGACGCGCCGCCGCCCCGGGUGCGCGAGACAGCCUUCGAAGAGGAUGCGCCGCUGCCGCGGACCUACCUGGAGAACAAGGCCUUCUCCAUGGACGAGCACAGCGCAGCUCUCCGGACAGCAGGGUUCCGCAACGGCAGUUUGGGAAGCAGACCCAGCGCUCCGUUUAGAAGCAAUGUGUACCAGCCGACCGAGAUGGCCGUGGUGCUGAAUGGCGGGACUGCCACUGGGAACCGACUGCGUUACACGUCCUUGUGCCAGGAAGUGGCCACUCAGCCCCGGUCCCUGGAGUCCUUCAGAGCCCCAACCCCACCUGGGACUCAGGACUUGGCUGCAGAGCCCGCAGGGGGUGUUCGCACCGCCCCUCCCUGGGCGCAGGGGCCCAGCAUGCCAGGCGAGCUUGGGGCAGCGACUGCGGGCAUGUAACCUUUGACCCCACACGUGGAACAGCUUUGUGUCAAGGACUGAGAUCUUUUUCCUUCUUUUCUUUUUAAGCCUCUGAUAGUGACUGCUCUGCGUUUUGCUUUAUUUGGGCACUAAGAUGGGCGCGGCCGAGUGCGGCCCUGGGCGGAGGUUGGGGGAGAGUGCGAGGUCUGCUGUUUCUUAGUGACGUCACUGGAAGGUACAGAGAGAUAGCUGUGCCCAGAGACGCAGCCAACUGUCCCCACAGAGCAAAGUUCAAGUACCAAGUUAAGUGGUGCCUGUUUCUGUGAACAGCCUUGUUGGGGAAGAUGAUCUGAAGAGGCAUCGGUGGUCAAAAGACCUAAUCGUAAGCACUCCUGUCCACAUUUGCUUACGAAACCACCGUGCACUCGCACAGCCACGCGUGCCCCCUAAUGGAGAUGGUCUUUAGAGGCUGGUGACUCCCCUGGAGAUGGAGCUGACAGGCACGCCGGGAAGCCGUGCACUCCAGGUCUCGGGUCUGUGGUUGGAAGUGCAGACGUAGGGGUCUUCUAGGUCGGCCAAUGCCGAGUUGAACCCCAACUGAAGGGAGCUUGUGGCUUUCGUGGCCCGAGGAUGCAGUGACCCACCAGCUCACAGGAGUGCCCAGCGGGUGCUUUGUGUUAAUUGAUAAAGAGCUAUGGCUCAUUUUUGAUAGAUAAUAUGUAUUUAUUAAAUGUAUUAACGUGUGUUUUAUAAUGUACCUUCAAAUCCUCCGCUGGCUGACUGUCGAGUACUUAUGAGAAACAAAAAUUAAAGAAAUUUCAAGACAAUCAAUAUGCACUAUACAUGACUGUAUAUAACUAUUACAAAGGUUGUAAUAGGUUGAAAAGUUUGUAAAGCAUUGGCAGAUGGAUUUUAUUUUCAACAUGCUAUUCUUAACACAGAAAUAAAGGCUUUACUAUUUACGUAA
This is a messenger RNA of Myotis daubentonii (Daubenton's bat), 3185 nucleotides long. It is a transcript of the gene GPRC5B, whose product is annotated as G protein-coupled receptor class C group 5 member B. Gene Ontology annotation, cellular component: plasma membrane; extracellular exosome; signaling receptor complex. Gene Ontology annotation, biological process: G protein-coupled receptor signaling pathway. NCBI's taxonomy places the organism in Eukaryota, Metazoa, Chordata, Mammalia, Chiroptera, Vespertilionidae. Gene Ontology annotation, molecular function: G protein-coupled receptor activity; protein kinase binding; protein kinase activator activity. The record is from RefSeq and is a predicted model, not a curated record.